Molecule: messenger RNA, 2160 nt
Organism: Cercocebus atys (sooty mangabey)
Lineage: Eukaryota; Metazoa; Chordata; Mammalia; Primates; Cercopithecidae
Gene: PTX4
Product: pentraxin 4, long
Exons: 3
Source: RefSeq, a predicted model, not a curated record
GUAUAUCUACAUGAGGCUUCAUCGCAAGAAGCCGCCCCAGCGGGGCCCAGGAAACCGUUUUUCGAGAGGCUCCGUAGACUGGAGGAGCAGGCAAGUAUCCCCCUGACGUGGCGCAGUCGGGUUUUUAAAUUGGCAGCAGCUGGAAGACGGAUGUUACAGAAACAGAGCGGUAAACAUCAGGGCUUGGAGGACACGGACAUGGCGUGUGACGCUCUUUCCAUCCGUGAACGUUAUUUCACCUGCAGUUGGACACCAGGGAAAAGCUGAGCUGGGUUCACACCAGACACAAGCCUCAUAACGUGUGGGGGUCAAGAGCUGGGCUCCGCUCACACCGGACGCAAAAGCCUCUUAUCACGUGGGGGUCAGGUGGGGCCAGAGGCUAGAAGGGGGUCUGGAAGCGAGUCAGGGUAACUGGGGCCAUGGGAGCCAGGCAGUGUCAUGGGGAGUGGAAAGUGGGAGGUCACAGGUCCACCUUGAGGCAGAGGGUGUGGACGGCCUCCCGGACUCCCACGCGGGGUCCUCGGACAGUUCCGGAGUGCUUGGUGCCUGGCGGGCCUGCGCCGGUUCCGGAGAUUCCAGGCAGUGACCUUGACGCACCUGCAGAGCGUCGCCAGCAACUACAACGUGUCCUACAACGUUGAUGUCCGGUUCCGCAGCCUGGCGGAAGAGAGCCAGGCCGUGGCUCAGGCGGUCAACCAGUCACAGGCUGUGGUGCAGGGGGAGCUGGUGCAGCUCAAGGCCUGGGUGAGGAAGCUGCAGCGCCGAAGCCGGAAGAUAGACAUGCGGCUCCGGGCCUUGGACCUCGCCCUGGGCGAGAGGAGCCAGCAGCAGGCCCAGGAGAGGAAGGCGCACGAGGCCCAGGGGGACGCCCUGCAGGACUCACUGGCACGCCUGGAGGGCCUCGUCCACAGUCAGGGCGCCAGGCUGGCUGCUUUGGAGGGGUGGCUGCCCGUGGCCCACCCUGGCAUCACAGCCUUGGGGCCGGCCCUCGUCCCAGCCCCAACCCAGCCUGGUCUGCUGGGCCCAAGCUCCCUGAAGCUUCAGAGGGACAGGCAGGAGCUCCAAGCUGCAUCCGAGCACAGGGGCCCCCGGCAAGACUCCUCGGCCCCUCGCCAGGGCACUCAGGAGCCCCCAGGCUCAGGCAGCCAUCGGGUACUCAGUGGGACUGCCACGGCCCCAAAAGAUCCUCCACGGCAGGCAUGGUCCCCCCGGGGGCCAGGAGAGAUUUGCGGCGUGGGCCCCACCCUCGUUUUUCCGAACGCCUCCACCAAGAACGUGGUGUUCCUCAGCCCCGGCUUCGUCACUGCCCUGCGAGCCGUGUCCUUCUGCAGCUGGGUCCGCACGGCGUCGGGCCGCCUGGGCACCCUCCUGUCCUACGCCACCGAGGACAAUGACAACAAGCUGGUGCUGCACGGCCGAGACUCCCUGCUGCCCGGAUCCAUCCACUUCGUGAUCGGGGACCCGGCCUUCAGGGAAUUGCCCCUGCAGCCGCUGCUGGACGGCCAGUGGCACCACAUCUGUGUCAUCUGGACAUCCACUCAGGGCAGGUACUGGCUCCACGUGGAUCGCAGGCUGGUGGCCACCGGCUCCCGCUUCAGGGAAGGCUACGAGAUCCCCCCUGGAGGGUCCCUGGUGCUGGGCCAGGAACAAGACAGCGUGGGGGGCGGGUUCGACAGCUCCGAGGCCUUCGUGGGGAGCAUGUCUGGCUUGGCUAUCUGGGAUCGGGCGCUGGUUCCCGGGGAAGUUGCAAACCUUGCCACUGGGAAAGAGUUCCCAGCAGGUGCUAUCCUGACGCUGGCCAAUGCUGCACUGGCAGGCGGAUUCGUGCAGAGGGCCAACUGCACCUGUCUGGAGCGCUGUCCCUGAGGCCAAGCCGCACAGGGGCCGAGGCCAGCGAGAGGAGCGUGCUCCCAUCCACGUUCCGCCAUCGCCCCCUCCCCCAGCACAUUCCACAAAGGCCACCCCACCCGCCCUGGCUGUGCAUACCUGCGCCCUCACAUAGGGGUGCCCGUUCCAUCCUGGGGAGUGGGGAGGUGAACAGGGAGCGAGCAGGGACACAGCAAGCCUGGGGUCAAGGUGGCCCACAAGCCCAUGUUUCUUCUACCACCAUGGAGUUCUUACUUCCUGCACUUUCUUCCUUUCUUUUCUUUUCUUUUCUUU